AUGCUUCGCGGUUUUCCCUUGGGAGCGCUCUUUCUUAUUUUAAUUCUGUCAUUUUCUUUAUCGUCUCCCUUUUUCUUCUUUAUCGACGCUUUUUUUCUUCUUUAUCGUCUCCCUUUUUCUUCUUUAUCGUCUCCCUUUUUCUUCUUUAUCGACGCUUUUUUUCUUCUUUAUCGACGCUUUUUUUCCUUCUUUAUCGUCUCCCUUUUUCUCCUUUACCGAGUUUUUUUCUUCUUUAUCGUCUUUUUCUCCUUUAUCGUCUUUUUUUUCUUUAUCUUUUUUGUCUCUCAUUUUUGUUUCUUUUUGUUUUUUGUCUCUCUCGUUUGCCUCCUCCAUUUCUUUUUCCUUUCCUUCAUCUUUUAUUGUUUUAAUUUACUUCCAUUUUGCUUCUUUGCAUUCUUUUUCUUUUUCCUUAUAAUAGAAAGUCAUUGUAUUAGAUAUGGUCAAGCUAGCCUCAAAUGUUUUAGAGCUGACGAUAUUCCUUUUCUCUCACAGGAAAGCGUGUCCAGUGGGGAAAGCGAAAUGAGCACCGAGCGGACACCAUCCCCAACCCCAGACGAAAGCAUCAGUCCCAAAAUUCUGGAGAAUGUGAAAGAUCUUAAAUCUAUCAUGUUUUUUUUUUCUUUUCAUCUCAUCUUUUCUUCAUUUUCCUCCUUACAUCUUAUUCGACCGCCUCCUUGUUUCCUCUCUUUGUUGACUACCCACCUCCUGUUCUGUUUCUGUCUGUGCAUCCAUGUGCCAUCAGGGACAUGA
Messenger RNA from Acanthosepion pharaonis, 750 nucleotides. NCBI's taxonomy places the organism in Eukaryota, Metazoa, Mollusca, Cephalopoda, Sepiida, Sepiidae. The record is from the annotation of a GenBank genome assembly.